Messenger RNA from Epinephelus moara (kelp grouper), 5571 nucleotides. It is a transcript of the gene ulk4, whose product is annotated as unc-51 like kinase 4. The transcript has 37 exons. The record is from RefSeq and is a predicted model, not a curated record. Gene Ontology annotation, biological process: protein phosphorylation. Bases 40 to 4185 code for a protein of 1381 amino acids. Gene Ontology annotation, molecular function: protein kinase activity; ATP binding. NCBI's taxonomy places the organism in Eukaryota, Metazoa, Chordata, Actinopteri, Perciformes, Serranidae.
UACGCUUCCGCCAACAAACAGCGGGUCGUUGAAGAAGGGAUGGAGAACUUUAUCCUGUAUGAGGAGCUCGGAGCAGGCAGUAGGUCUGUUGUCUAUAAAGGAAGAAGGAAGGGCAAUCUCAACUAUGUAGCCAUCAUCUGCGCCGACAAAGCCAAGAGACCUGAGAUCACUAACCAUGUACGUCUCAGCCAUGAUCUGGAUCAUCCGAACAUAGUAUGCUUCUAUGAGUGGUAUGAGACAAGUGGCCACCUCUGGUUGGUAGUGGAGCUCUGUACAGGUGGUUCCCUGGAGUCUGUAAUUGGUCAUGAUGGGUGUCUGUCAGAAGAUGUGGUGAGGAGGUUUGGAUGGGACUUGGUCAAAGGACUGAAACACAUCCAUGACUCAGGAAUCAUUUUCUCUCACUUGACUCCUGCUAAGAUCCUACUGGAUGGCAGCGGGACUUUGAAGUUUGGGAACUUCUGUCUGUCCAAAGCAGACGGAGAGACACUGGAGGAUUUCUUCACCUUGCUCCCUACAUCUGAGGAGGCAGGGGGAGGAGAUAGCAAGGAGAACUAUAACAACAUGAGGAAAAAAUUACAUGGUCCUCCAACUUACAGUGCUCCAGAGGUUUUGCAGGGAUCAGAAACCAGUAUGAGCUCUGAUCUCUGGGCUCUGGGAUGUAUACUCUACUACAUGUAUACAGGUAAACCUCCAUUCUAUUCUGAUAGCGACACUGAACUGACAGAGAUGAUUUUACAUCAGGAACCACUGGCUCCCACACAGACAGUGUUUUCAGCCAGUCCUGCCAGUAAGGACUUCCAGAAUCUUCUCCAAGGCUUGCUCAACAAAAACCCAGAUAAGAGGAUAGACUGGCCUGAGUUGCUGGACCACCCUUUCUGGAAACAAGUACAAAUGCAGGAAGAGGAAGAGGAAGAGGAAGAUGAAGAAGAGGAUCAGGAGGAAAAAAUCAACUGUGAAGGGGUUGGCUCAGCUAGCUUGAGACACGCAGGGUUUCCUGACCCUUUACCUCCAGGACAGACAAACAAGCUUCCCAACAGCCAUUCGGCCAUCACCCAGCCAGCCCAUAAGAACCUGAUUUCAUCAGAGACAGCAACUGCAACGAUUAACAGAACAUCAGACAGAAGGACUGAUUGCCAACAAGCUGUCAGACACACAACCUCUGGAACCUUAAGGAAUAGCCAGAGCUUGAAAACGGAGAUGAGAAAGGAGAGAGGAGGAGAUGGGGAUGUAAUGAGAGAAGAUGACCCCAAGCUUACUGGUGCGCAGCAGGCUUGCCACACACUGCAGCCCAAUACGUCAUUCAUACUAGAUAACGUGUCAGAGCUCCGGCCAAAGAGUGGUGUGGAUGAGGACAACACUGAAGCGAUUUUUCUGUUGAGCUCCUGUGCCAACUCAAGGAGAAGCUGCAGUAUUUCAAACUGUCCAAAUGAGACCCCUCCACCUCAGACCAGCACUGGUACUGACAUCACAUCUUGUGUGAAAGCUCUUCUCCAUACUGACUCUGAUCUGACUGUCACCCCAAUCAUGGACAACCCCAAGAUUCUUAAGAGCCCUCCUUUGCGAUUUGAUCCCAAAACCCUUUGUGUACCAGCAUAUUCAGUUGAGAAGAUGCAGUCCCUGAGUGAUGAAGACUGGACUGUCUUUAUCUUACAGCUUUGUUCAUCCCUUGAAGAACCGAACCCCUCCACUGCUCCUCCUCCUCCUUCUCCUCACUCCACAGCCACUCGCUCCAAACUCAACCUGCUGUGCUACCUCUGCUGUGUGGUUGGUCAUAAAGUUAUUGCUAACAAGCUGAUGAACUCAACAUUGCUUCCAGUAUUGACCCAGCAAUUACGACAAGCUCCUAACUGGGAUGUACGGAGCAAGGUUCUCAGAGUGAUGGGUCUCCUGGCUCUGCACUGUACUGAACUGGGAGAGGGCAGUCUUGUUUCUGAGGCUGUGUCCACACUGACAGACCUGUUGAGGGAUAACCUGAGAAACAGUAAAAUAAAGCAGUUCCUGUUGCCACCACUCGGGGAGAUCCUCUACCUCAUUGCCUCUCAGGAGGAGAAGAGAGGCUCCCCAGAGGGACUGUGGUUCGUUCCCGCUGCCGCCUACACUGGCUUAAUGAGGAGCCUGCGGGAAGGGGAUGAUUCCAUAGUUCAUCACAUGGCUGCAAAAGCCAUAGAGAACAUCUCUGCUGUUGUCUCUGGCCCCUCCCACCACCUGGUUACCACAGAGAUAGCUUCCGCCCUGUGGUACCUGUUCACUCACUCCACUGUGGAGGCUGUCAGAGUCACUGCCAUAUCUGCUCUUUCAAGGCUAACCCGGGUGGUCCCAGCAGUCUUCUUGGCAGUUAUUGACACCUGUGGCCCUGCGGCCAUCUUGGAGGGCGUGGGUGCAGCAGGGGCCCGGGUCCAGCAGCACCUGCUCACUACUAUGACCACUGCCCUACUCACCUCACGCAUCCAAACACACCGCGUCACACAGAGCAGGGAUUUGGUCUUGAAGGUGCUGCGCUGUCUAGAGAGUCCAUCCACAGUAACAAGAGCCAAAGCAUUACUACUGCUACUUCUGCUAAUACAGGACAACACACACACGCUGCUAUACUGCUGUCAACACAGACUUGUGAUGCACCUGGAGAGAGACCUGCGCAAAGCCACUCCCCUCAGAGAGAACCCUGGCCAAUCAGGAUACCUGUCUCAGUGUCUUGAUUUACUGAUUGCAUAUCUGAGUAGCACUGCACCAUUGAUACUGGAGGAAGUCUUGUGUGCAUUACGAGGUGUGAUCGGGAGGAGACACCCAUCCACAGCUCAGAGCAGGCAGCUUAAACACACUUUGCCUACAUUGCCUGUAGUGCUGGAUCUCAUUUCAUCACAGGUCUUCAGAUCUCAAAUUGUAACUGAAGAGUUUCUUGCUCAAAUUGGAUUGCUGCUGAACUAUAUCACCUCUAUAGAGUCCAAUGAAACAAAUCUGGCUGGUGCUUUGGGUGCAGCAGUAUGUGAAGAGUUGAUUAGGACGUCUCUGUCUAUUGUGGAAGUCCUGAGUCAGCACCAUGUUCUCAUCACUCCACAUCAUAGUGCUGUUGUGGAUUCCAUCUUGCCUCCUUUGACAACACUGGCUUUCAGCAGAAAUGUGGAGUGCUCUGUGUUUGUUUUGAGGGUGCUGUCCGAACUCAGUCUUGUCCUGCUGGUCCAAGAGAGUGAUGGAACUGAGGAAGAUGAGGAGACAGAGGAAAAGAAAGAGAGAAGAGAGGAAGGAAGAAGGACAGCAGAAGGAGGAGACGAUGGAAGCCGCUGUCAUCAAAUCUUCUCUCUCAUCACUAAAUCUCUACUUCCAAGGUAUGAGGCUCUUCUUAGAGCAGCAGAGCCUAUCCCACUCUACGCACUCAAACUGCUGGUAUCGAUGACUGAACACAGCACGCACAUCUGCAGGUUGAUUAAACACAGUAGGAUUUUACCAACAGUCUUUCAGCUCAUUAUGGCUAACAGUGGUGAUGUUACCAGUGGGAUGGUCCAAAAUGCAGUUGCCUUGCUGUGUAAUCUCAGUGGAGACACAGUGUUGGACCUGGAGCCACAAUACCAACAAGGCCUAAUGGAGGUGGUGGUGAGCACGCUCUCAGAAGCUGCUCUAGUCCACCUGGAUGAGAGAGAGGGGCAUGCUGGGAGAAAGGUCAGCCAUCUUGUGUUACAAGCCCUUCUGGAGCUGCUUCACAACAUCCUCAAACAAACAUCUGCUGUUGUCCGCUCUGCACUGCAGAGCCAGAGGCUAUCUUGUCCAGCAGUAGAGAUGGAGGCAGCAGAGAAGCUGCUCCUGGAAAACAGACCCCUGAGCCAACUCAGCACACACCUCAUUCACAUGCUGUCCACUGAAAACCAGGAAGUUUGGGAGGAGUCUAUUCAGUGUCUGUCCCUACUGGUCCAGCUGUAUGGAGGAGAGGGUUAUGACUGCCUGUCACCUUCCUGUUUGCAAUGCUUUUCACAUGUGCUGCGCACACAAAUACACACAGAGACCCCCCGAAUCCAACGCACAACCCUGAGGAUCCUCAAACGACUGGUGCAGACUGCAGAUCGAUCUGAUUGGUCAGAAUGUCCUGAAGGGGCGGAGCUAAUUGGUCUAUUGCAGGACAUAACUAUGUCCAACAGGUGUCAUGUCGAUGUGGUUCCACUGGCUGCUGAAAUCCUCCAGGAGAUCUCUGGAUCUUAAAAGCAUUUCAUCGUUGAGGUUUGAACCUGAAGCAGACCAGAACCGUCCAACAAUUCACCAUCAGAGCUGUAAAGAUACUUACGAUUGGUGGUCUGCUGUUUAGAAUUUCUCUUCGUCUUCGGGUAACUUUUUUUGAGAAUCAUCAGGGAGGACUGUUCUUUCAAAAUGUCAGUUUUGGCAUAAAAUGUCUUCAGACAUCAGUUAUUUAUUUGUUGAAUCUCUCUGUCGAUCUGAGUUUUUUUGUAGAAACUGGACUGGAUGUGUGUACACAAUAAUGUAAUAUGUUGUUGGUCAUUUUUGUUUUAAAUAGCUGCUCCUCAAAGCUCUGAGACCUCAGUAAAACUGACCGAGUGGUGUCAGAGCACACUGUAUCCCUCUACAUGACUCAUUAAAUGUGCAAAUUGGAUCAGUGACAGUAAUAAAUAUUGUUGACAGCUCAAUCAAAACUUCCAUCCAGUGUCCAUCAGACUGCACAGGAUUACAGCAUGAAAGUUAAUUCAGACUGUCACAGGCGUCACAGCACUGGCCUCUGGGUUCGUUGAGACACUUCCAGUCAGCAUUAAUUUUGAAGCAUCAGCUCAUUAGUUCAUGUGUCUGCCAUCAUAUAUAAUGUGACAUAAUCACAAAUGUCUGCUUUGCCUGAUGGUGAAUGUAGCUAUGAGCAACACACUGCUCAACUACUGCCAGCUUCUCUUUUUCCCUUAAUGCAUCACACACUGAAAUGUGUCUCUUUGUCAGGAAUGGUGGUGCCACACAAAUGAAGAUGUUCUGCAUGGUGGCAGCAGGGACCAGUGCCAUGAAUAUAGUUUAACACUGAGCUAAUUCUCUACAGUGACAGGCCUGAUGGUACAGAAAUCACAACUUGUGUCUGUAAGUUACAGGUUACAGCCCACGUAUGUAAGUCAUCCUGCUGAUCCCAGGUUUAUCUGGUAUCUACCAUUAGUGUCCUUAACUGCAUAGAUUAAACAUGGUGGGAUAGAGUAAUCUAUCAUCACAGAGGGUGUCUGCAUUGAAACAGGUGUGUCUCAUAAUGGGCGUGAUCACCAUACACUUUAGGGGGACAAGUACCCCCCAUUAUUCAUUACGUAUCAAAUUUGUUCCUCUCAAUAAUGUAUUAAUUCAGACUAUUUUUAUGCUCAUAUAAUGUGCUUAAAAUUAGUUGCCAAUCAAUUUUCAGCACAACGGUGACCCUCGAGCUCAUUUAAUGAGAAAGCACUUGUGUUCUAAAUCUGGAUUUAAAGGAGAGAGAAUCACUGCUAGCUUGGGUCGAGGCGAGACCGGAUUCUAGUGAUAUUGAGACUGCAAAGCAUAGGUUACAUAACCAGUGACUUUGUUUUUGUAAUAUUUGAAAUCUGAACAGCACAUUGACACUGGGGCGAAAGUCAU